GCAUGAUGUUAGGGGAGGCAGAACCAAGUUAUCUGUGACGCAACUGGUCAGUCAGUUAUAUUUAUUUUAUUUUAUAAUAAUAAUAAUAAUAAUUUAUUAUUUAUACCCCGCCCAUCUGGCUGAGUUUCCCCAGCCACAUUUACUUGAUUUUUUUUUGCAGGGGUGUCCAGCCCCAUGGGUCUAAAAGACCCCCGGCUCUGAAGUUGAUGGAAACUGCCACUCAAAUCGUGUGCAUGAACCGUGUCAUGAGAUCACGCGCGAGGGUGGGCCGCCGAAGGCGAUUCAGGAUCCGGUUUCGGAGCCUCUUCCUUCUUUCAUUUCAAACCUGGAUCCCUCAGUCUCGUCAGGGCCGACAGGAAAGUGAGGGAAAGAAGCGGGGGAGGGAGUGGCGAACGACAUAGCACUUCCUCUCUCCCCCCCCCACUCUACCCCACCUCGCAUCGCCUCACCUGCACGGGAAGGUCCCACCGCAGCCGAGCCACCGCCGGAGAAGCCGAGCCACGUCCCCAUCCUCCUCACCUCCACGCCGCCUCCCUUCCUCGUUCUCUCAGGUGACCAAUCGAAUCCCUCGGAGGAGCCGCCUAGCCAAGCUCGCGCCCCGCCCUCAGCCAACCAGAACGGCGGGCUCCGCCCCCUCUCCAUAACGAACCCCCUGCCAUUACCUCACCCGUCAAAAACAACCACUCGGCUUCUCUCAGCGUGAAGGAGCACAGCGGAGCUACUCGCCGGCGCUUUCCCUCGCUUUCGUUUCUUUUUUUAACGCCUUGUGGGAAAUGUAGUCCUCCUGGUGGACUGUGGGAAAUGUAGUGAACGGGGUUGUUUAUAUAUACAUGUACAGUAGAGAGGGGUACAGUAAUCGCAACCGCCUCCGUUGCGGUGCAUUGUGGGAAGUAUAGAAUUCCCACUCCACCCCUCCCACGCUCGCAUCGGCCAUAGAGGUAAGAUAUUUACAGAGCUACAAUAGAAUGGAGGUGGGACUUCCUGGUUUCCUUUGACGCUCUUUUUUGCCGCUUCACUAUAUGACGGAAGGGGAAGGCGUCGGUAGAAAAACAAUGGGGAAAGGCAGUAUUUGGGUAUAGCUGCUCCUGAGCAGCAGUAUGCCUAGCCAGAAACAGAAGGUAACAGCAAAGGGCAUGUUAUUUUCGACUCGGCUCUUAUUUUGUGUGGGAAAUGUGGGUGGGAAUUCUUAGAAUUGCAUUGACUGUACCAAAACAGCCGUCGUAGCCUGCCUUCAAAUCUGGGCUUCUACAUGCAGUUCUGCGCUGAACUGAUCUGAGGGCGGGAUUAUCUUGUUGCAACAUGGUGUUUUUGUACGAGGGAUAUUUUUGAGGCUGUAAAUGCAAACUGGCCUCAGCAUCCCCAUCUAUAAUAGUGAAGUUAAAAAAGGAGGCUGGACCUUUCCAGGUUACGGCAAAAAACAACAACAGUCCCCACCUUAGAUCUCCUCUCAGCCCAAAUCCAGCACUGAACUGCGUGCAGAAGUCUUGUGCUUCAACAAGCUGCAUACGAGUGCAUUGCCCACUUAAAAAUCGUUAAUAACUUAAAAAAACAAAAAACGGCAAGACCAGCGCUAAGAAGCAAAUAAAUCCUUUGUAGAAGGCUUGUAGUUGCCCAGUUACAGGGGACGGGGAAUCCCGAGUUUCUCCAGCUUUUUGUCUCCCUUGUGACGCUCGAAGCAAGCAAACAAAAAGUUAGCCCAGAAGUGAGACGCUUCGCAUGAGUCUACUAUUACACAUCUACGGCAGCAGCCGGUUGAGAGCGGAGUGCACCAUGGGUAACGUAGUUCCUCCUUCCCCUUCUCUCUUGUCGGGCCUUGCAGGAUUCCCCCCAGCGCUACCUCACGGGCGCGGUAGCGUCGCACCUUUUAGUACUGGAACCGCGGGAAAGAACACAACUCGGGGGCGGGAGUUUCCGAAGACGAUCCUAGGCGAUGGCAGGCGGUUGAGGGUCGUGAGGGAGCGGGGGGGGGGGAGGCGGCCCGGUACGCGCGUGCGCAGGAGGACGCCGUAGCGGCGGCGGCGGCGGCGGCAGCAGCAGCGCUGGCGCUGGAUAGUGAAGUUGGUUGAAAGCGCCGCUGAUAAAAUGGUAGGUUGCGCACGAGCGGGGGGGGGGAGAGGGAGAGGAGAGAGGAAAAACUGCACCGGUUGUUUAAUAACAGCCCCCCCCUUUCCCGCUUCCGCGAGCAGGAGGAGGAAGCAGCGGAAUAAAAGCUCCUCCCGCCGGGCUGCCGCCUGAGGGCAAAGUGCAGCGCAGCGAGCGACCUUGCUCUCUUUCCCCUUUAGGUCUCUCCCGUCUUCUGGCGCCUCAGUCAAGGAAGGUCACGAGGCGGCCGGCUUUUUUUUUUUGGAGAGGGGGCGGCAAAGGUUCUUUUGAGACUUAACCCUGUCUGCCUUCCUCUCUCCUUCCCCGUCAUUGAAGCUCUCCAAGCCCCGAGGCGAUCCUGUAACACUAACCCGGACACACGGGUGUGCGUCUCGUGUGAAUGAAAGGGAGGUUGUUUUUUUGUGCGUGCGUGCGUGUAAUGGGAUUCUUGGGGGAGAAGCUAAUAGCAGAAGCACCGCAGCUACAGUACUUACUGCCACCACGGCUGGCUGACGGGCUCUCACCACCACUAACUCCACCACGUACCUUUCCCUUUUUUGGGCAGCGGAGAAGCUGGCAGGGUGCUGCAGCCUGACGACCUGUCUCUCUCUCUCUCUCUCUCUCUUUCUCUCUUUCACACACACACACACACACACCGAUUUUGUCCGGCUUCUUACAGACCGGCCCCCAAAGCUAUACUUCUCUCUUUGCCUUUCUUCCCUCUUUUCCCACCCGCACCGCCUCCCCUCGGCUCUGGGGAGAGGGGUUUCUAUAGGGGGGAUAUAGGCCGGGGUGAGCUGUCCCGCGGGGGGGCAAGGAGCCGCAGGUGAAUGAGUUGCCCGUGAGCCGCUAAGGUGCUCUUCCCUCCUUCCUUUUGCGCUCCUAAGACCAAAUCGUUCCCACACACACUCGGUUAGGAUCUGGCAUCGCUCAAUUUCCCCUCAUUCGUCUUCUGCUAGGUAUGAUAAUGAGUGGUUUAUUUGGAGAGAAAGCCGAGUUUAAAUGAGGAUCUCAAAUUAGAAUCAGAAUAAAUGUAUUUUAAAAACCCUGAUUCAGGAAGUUCAAUAAACUGCUUGCUUGCUUAUUUAUUUAUAUUUUAUUCAUUAUUUUUGCCUGUGAAAGCUCAACUUCUCACAUUAUCCCCAAAAGUGAAUGAUGAAUCAAAACAAGCAAGCCUCUCUUUACUUCAGUGAUAAAACCUUGAAUUCCUGGAUCUUGAAAUUGGCUGGCAAGUAAGGAUACAGGAGCCAUGUUUUACUUGGAUUUAUUUUCCAAUGUGGUGGUUCUCAGGACUCUUUCACAAACAUUUUUUUACAUGGGGCUUCUUUAGAAUAGGAGAGAAGUCUUGCUGUAGUUUUGGUCGUGCAGUUUCGUAUGCUAAGAGGAUUUUAUAAAGAAAAUGCCAUCGUGAAUGGUGACACAAAAUAUCACAACUGUGUUCAUCUUACUGAGAGAUAUUUCAAGACUGUACUGGCAGUAAAGAAAUGCAAAUGAAACAUUAAUGCAAUAGGAAUGUACUGUUAAAGUGACUUCAUGUUACUGUGUUUUUGGAUGAUACAUUUAUUUAUUAUUUAUUUUGGUUUCUAACCUGAAACAAUACUUUUAGAAUGCUGGCUUCUGAUUUUUAUCAUGAUUAUGUAUCUCCACUGAUACUGCAACUAAGUGCAAUCCUAUGCAUGUUUGCUUUCAAGUAGCUCAUUCAUUUUAAUGGAACUUAACUCCCAAGUAAAUGUGUAAAGGGUUGUAUCUUCAGUGUUUUUAGACCCUUGAAUAUAUGGUAGUGUAAUUACAUGUUGUGUAAUUUAUGCUUUAUAAGGGCACAGUUUGGUUCUUAGGUUUAUCAUAACACCACUACUUAAAAGUUACUUGACUAAAGAUUUGGCCCCCUUAAUGAAUAGCUACUGUGUAGAUAAAACUGGAUAUUCUAAUGAGGAAAGUUGAUGUAUCUAGAAUUGUAAUGCUAAGACUGAAAUGAAUUGCACUCAGAAUUUUGUUUGUUUGUUAAAAAUGUACAUAUAGAUGCUGUCAUUUCAGUUUUCAGAAGAGAGUGCUGUCUUUAACUACAGAAGAACAAGGAUUUCUUUGGGUUAUUCUGGAGUGAAAUUUGUUACCCAACAAGAGAAGUAAACCCUUUUAAAAGAUAGGCAGUUAUAGUAGAAUUCUGAAACAAACGACUGGAUUAGCUUCAUUGGCUUUCCUGCUUCUUUUGCAUCCCAAAGCAUAAACUUAAAUCGUCUCAGAAGGACAAGGUCCGCCAGUUUAUGGCAGUUACCCAGGCUGGUGAAAGGACUGCUAUAUACUGUUUAAUGCAGAAUGAGUGGAAACUAGAAGUGGCAACAGACAACUACUUCCAGAACCCAGACUUGUACUACAAAGAAUCCAUGAAAAUUUCAAUAGACAGAAAGAAAUUAGAACAAUUGUAUAACAGGUACAAAGGUAAGGUUUAUUUUUUCAUUAUUUCAUUUGGACUUGGUUUCAGCUUUUGCCUAAAUCUUUGGGGUUUGGGGAAUCUGUAAUCCUGAACAUAUCUACUUGGAAGCAACACCCAUUGAAUUCAGUGCAUUUGGUUGUGGGUAAACAUGCAUAGUAUCAGGCUGUAAACUAAAUGUGAAUGUAGAAGUCUGUUCUAAUGAUCUCUGUAUAUACUACUGUAAUAAUCAGAAACCUCCAAGUAUAAAGCUCUCUCCCCCUGCUUUAUCUUUGCCAUUCAAUAUGACAUAAUUCUAUUUUAAAAUUGAAAACACUGUAAGUGCAAAUCCAGCAUGCGUGCUAAGGAAGAGCAAUCUAGCUGCUUAAAUUUGUAUGUGUGAGAUGUACUAGCAGUAUAUUAAGUGCUAUAUAUAGCUGUAGCUAGCAGGGUCAUAUGGGUAGGGCUGUGUUGCUCUCUGGCCUUCCCAGUGCCACAGGUCAUUGCUGGUUACCAAGGGUGGGAGGGGUAACAUAGUGAGAUAAUCAGCACGUUUUGGGUGCAGCUGCAGGGUCAAUCCAAUGAUCCCAAUUCUGCCCCCUCAUGGUGCAAAGCAAGUUGGAAAAACGGGAGCGCAAUGCAGCCCCACCCACACUACCCUGUCAGCCACUACGGACUGUGUGGAUCUUGUAGUAUCUGAUUCAUUACACAUGAACUGAAGACUUUUUAUAAUUAAAUUGCAUCACCCUGAUCCAGUUUCUAUUGUCAAUCACUUGCUGGUGUUAUGGGCGUAAGAAUGGAGGUGCUGUUUAUACUCCCUGCAUUGUUUUCCAUAGAAUGUGUGUUCUAAUGUGCAUUCUCAUUCACAUUGGAAUGCCUAUGUUGAUGGUUAUAUAAGUGUAUACUCCUUUGAAACCAGGUGAGGGUAGCCGAUGGGUCUCAAACCCCUGGUGAGUUAGGGACUUCCGUUGCAUAGGAAGACAGGCUCUGGUGGAUUGAACGGACGAGACAAUAUUGGGUCCACUGGUCAAGAAGGCAGAUUCUGCACAUGCUAUAGAGCAGGGGUCAGCAAACAUUUUCAGCAGGGGGCCAGUCCACUGUCCCUCAGACCUUGUGGGGGGCCGGACUAGAUUUUUUGGGGGGAUGAACGAAUUCCUAUGCCCCACAAAUAACCCAGAGAUGCAUUUUGAAUAAAAGCACACAUUCUACUCAUGUAAAAACACGCUGAUUCCCGGACCGUUCACUGGCCGGAUUUAGAAGGCAAUUGGGCUGGAUCCGGCCCCUGGGCCUUAUUUUGCCUACCCAUGCUAGAGGGAAGUGAGAGGCAGAUGGGACUUGUGAACUUGGGAAGGUAGCCCAUCUAGAAGAAAGCUGAUCCUAAACCUCGGCUGCCUUGCUAAAUAUCUUCAAGAGAAGAAAAAGCUAAGGAGCAAACCCUACUCAAAUCCAGAGCAGAGUCCCUAAAAUGGUUAGAUGGCAUCUUGUACACCUCCUUCGGGCAACUCCUGCAGCCAGGCUGUUGCCAGAUGUAUUGCUCCGCUUCCCUUUGGACCACAUCAGCGAGGCUGAGAGGGGGUCCUGUCAUCUGGGCAGCCCAGGGCCUCCAUACACACUGCUCAGGCUUGCACCCUGGGGAAGUCACUGGUGCUGUUAACACAGUGGUUUGACUCCACCCUUGGAGUUGCACUCCAUUGUCUCUUGAGAAGGACAGAUGCCAACAACUCCUUUGAAAGUAGGGGUGGGGCUUAUGUGCACUCUGCUAACAUGCAUGAUCACCCAGAACACAACCCCCGUGCACACUUGGGGUUGUCUGUAUUUUAUUAUUGUACAGGCAACCCCCAAUUUACAUGGGUGUUGCAUUCUGGGUAAUCGUGCACAAUGGCAGAGUUCACAUAAGCACGUUACACCCCGGUUCAUUCUGUUUUCCGGGUCGAUGCAAUGCACGCAGUCGCAUGUCAAUUGGAUGCACGCAAAUUGGUCUUUGCCUGUAUGUUAUGUUCAUCACAAAUUGAGAGGUAGAACAAUAUGAAUUUUUAAAAAAGGUUUAGUAUCCAGUGAAGGAGUGAAAACAUACUUAAUUUUUCGCAGUUAUAUGUGAGACUAUGUCACUGUUGAAUUAUUUAUAUUUAAAUCUGUAAUUUGCUUGGAUUUAUAUUCUGUGCUCUCUUUCACAAGUAAUACAAAGCUAAAACAUGGCCCAGUGUGCAAGCUCCAGAGGAGAUCAUGGCUGCAUUGCUCCCUCAUUCCUGCUCCUGCUGCACUUCAGUGAGCUUAGCCCCAUAACGCCCCUUUUUGGGGAUGUAUACCAGCCAUAGCUCAACUGGCUGAGCUGGGAUGUGCAAGGUACACCAGUGUAUCUUGACUGAACCAGGGUUGGGGACUUUAUGCCAUCUCAACCUGACUGAACAGGAGAUCUGUAUCAUAAGUAGCACAUCUUGCCAUUGGUUUGUCCCUAUAAAGCUUUUUAAAAAAUAAAAAUAAAUCAGUCACUGUCCUUUGGAGGUUCAAAUCUGUAAGAUUUUUCACCCAGCCUUGAAUCCUUGCCACUUUGAGUGUAAUGUUUAUCAGUGCUUGUGCUUUAAAGUUUAAUAGUGUCUCCCAGUACUAUGGAUGCAAUCUGAUUGUUAAACCUCCCUGUUAGCAGAGGAACAGCGCUCAAUCCCUCUUCCCAUGGAACUCUGGGAAUUUUAGUUCUGAGAAGGGAAUAGAGGUCUAACAACUCUCAGCACCUGUAACAAACUACAAUUUCCAGGAUUCUGGGAUUUAAAUGUCUGGUGUUAACACUUCUAUUGUACUAUUGUAAGAGAUUGAAUAUGGUCUUUUCUUCUAAAUUGCUUGGUAGCUUACUCAGUCUUCAGUAAGCAAUCAUUUGCUAAACUUUAUCUCAGAACGUACAUAUGUUUGGGUAAUAUGCAAAUUUACUUAAGCAAUUGGUUAAAAGACAGAUUGUUAACAAACCAAAAUACUUUAAUCAGCUGACAGCUCCAAUGAAAUGUGUUAUAAUAAUAUGCUGGUGUCUGAAAGACGUUGUUAGUUUUACUUGUAAAAAAAAAAACAACUAUGUCACAAAUGGCAGAGUUGUAGAUCACAUUUCCACUAAGCAUAUGCAGAAAAUUGGAGAGCUCAAGGUAGCUUAUUGUCCUUUAUUAGUAUUAUAGGGACUUUAAACAGAAGCAGACUUGAAGAGGACAUUUCAUUUGCACCUGUAGUUAACUGCUUCAAAAGCAGGCUCUCAGAGAGAUGAAUGAAAGACUAGAGUGAUCCAUAGAAUUUAAGUUAGAAAAUCUGUUCUUGUGUGUAUGAUUGUCUAAUAACCUCUUACAGCAAUCAUCUGUUUUUCAAGCCCUUAAGAGAUUUAUGGAGAUGUGAAACACAUCCAGUACAAAGGUCUAUUUUAAAUAUCAUUACAACUCUUCAGUUGGAAUUUUAAAAGUAAGACUGUCUUUCUUUGAAAUUUCAACAUAUACUGUACUAUAAAAUGUUGACAUACUAUUUAUUUAAAUUUUGGAAUUCAAUUUUAAAGAAAAUCAGAGAGGAUGGUCUUGUUGGUUAGUAAGGUUAAGGUGUGUAGUUUAGAUUGGAUAGAAAAAAAUGUAGUGCCCUCUAGCUGUUGUAUUACAACUCCCAUCAGUUCCAGGCAGGCCAGGGAUUAUGAGAGUCCUAGUAAAACAAUGUCUGGAGGACAUCAUGUUGUUCAGAUGGAGGAUACCUGAUUUAGAUUCACAACCCAGUUGAAUUUUGUAACUUCAUAUAAUUCCGUUCUAUCAUAUGAAACAUUUAAGUGUAAAGAAGACAACAGGAGUGAGCUUCUUUAAAGUCUGAAAUUGCUUUUAUAUCAGACACAGAAAACAGAAGUAUGUCUGGAAAUUUCUUGGAUUAAAGCUGUGUGUUUACAGCCGCAUCUGUAGGUGGGUUCAGCUAGAGUACUUGGAUUUAAGGUUUUUGACCACUUGGCUUCAAGUGCUUUAACUUAAAAACUUUGUGGAUUGCAGAUCUAGGCAGGUGCUCUGCUCUGCCCUCAUGACUGAGGGGCCCGUGGCUGUGCAAUGUCACCACGCCCCAUGGUGUGCGUGAGCCCUGGCCCCCUCAGUUUUGUGAAAAAUGGAGUAGCAGGAUGUUUUCUGAUGGUUAAAGAGCUGCAAUUCUUUGAACUGUGAUUCUUCAUGAAAAAAUAUAACAUUCUUUCCUCCCCUAUAUACAGAUCCGCAAGAUGAGAAUAAAAUUGGCAUUGACGGGAUUCAACAGUUUUGUGAUGAUUUAAGCUUGGACCCUGCUAGUAUCAGUGUUUUGGUCAUAGCAUGGAAAUUUAGGGCAGCCACGCAGUGUGAAUUCAGCAAAAAAGAAUUUGUAGAUGGCAUGACAGAACUGGGGUGAGUAUGCUUUUCUUUAAUAGGACUUCAAAAUGUUCUUAGUAAACCAAAAGUAACUUUCUGAAAUAUUUCAAAGAUGUGCAUACUGAACAAUUGUAUUAUUUAAUCACACAUGUCUUAUUUAUACACAUAUAACCUGAGUUGUGGUCCAAUGAAGCUAUUUGUUAUCAAACAAACUGUGCAUGUAUCCAGAGCUUUCUGCGUAGCAUUCAUUUGCUGCUCAACCUCCUAUAGCUAACUGUAGACGCUUUUAAAAUCGAACAUUGGCUUUCCUAGUUCACUAUGGGAACUGUCCUAGUAAAAACUACCCAAAGAUGCUCUUAGCCAUUCACAUGGUUUCAUUAGAUGUAUGUGAAUUUCUAGAGUUGGAGCUUUUCCUAGUAGGGACAAUUUCAUUCCCCAGUCCUUCUGUCUGUUCCCUUCAGUUAAGACCAUAUUUAUGGCUCUUUUGGAUUCAGUUGAAGUGUCGUGGAACACAGAAGACCUCCAGCUAGAGGUUUGACCCAUUUAAGAGUUAGUCCUUUAGUGGUGCAUCAAUAAAAAUACUAGCACAUUUGCGAAGCUAAGCAGGGUCCUGUAUGGUUUCAGUUUGGAUGGGGGAACCUCGGGUUGUGAAUCCUGCAUUGCAAGGAGUUGGACUAGAUGUUCUUCGGAGUCCCUUCCAACUUUACAAUUCUUUGAUUCUGUAUAGUUUUCCAAAAUAGGGUGGAGCCUAGGAGAGGUGGACUGGAAACAGACGCCCCAAACGUCCCAGUUCACUUUCAACCCCUUUUGAAAUAUUGCUCACUAGGAGCUCUCCAUGGUGCUGUGACAACUGCCUUGCUCCAUUGGCUCCUCCACAGAACCAGAGCAAGACAGUUCAUCUCUUCCUGUUAUGUAACACAUAAUGUCUAAGAUAACAAUGCUUAGGUUCAUCUUUCUAAUGUCCUCUUGCCUCUUUCAAACAUGUGACCAAAUGUUUUUUUAAAUGUCAUUUGAAGUCACUAAACAUAUAUUUGGCUUUGUUGACAAAAAAGGUCAAAAAUUCUCCCAUUCUUACCCAUACAAUUAGUUUAUCACAAGAUGGACAAAAUUUGAUGUUUUUGUUUGGUUCAGUAAAUAGAUUUUAUAUUUUCUUCAUAAGGCCUGCUUGAAUUUAUUUUCCUCUGUUGCCCUGGGGCAGUGAGACCUUGAAUGGUUUUUGAGUUCUCACACUUCCCCACAGAUGUAGAAUUUAGCAUUUAAGACAGGAGUUAAAAUAAAUACAGGAUCAUAAUGCAUGAAGUAGAUCAUGGUGCAAGAAUGAAGCAGAAAUGAAUGAAAGAAUUAGGAGGAAGUCGCCAACCCCACAGUUCGAAAGCAGGCCAAAAAAGUGCAAGUACUGCUCCGGCGGGAAGGUAAACGGCGUUUCCGUGUGCUGCUCUGGUUUCGGUGUUCCUUUGCGCCAGAUGCUGACCACAUGACCCGGAAAAAACUGUCUGCGGACAAACGCCUGCGCCCUCGGCCUGUAAAGCGAGAUGAGCGCCGUAACCCCAGAGUCGUCUGACUGGACUUAACUGUCAGGGGUCCUUUACCUUUUACCUUUUAGAGGUGCUGGAAGACAGUAUCUCCGCACAUGGACAGCUAGGGAGUCUGUAGUGCCUGAUGACAAAGGGGCGAAGGCUCUGGCUGCAGCCUCUCCCCAGACUUGUAUAUUGCUGAUUGUUCCUGGUAGAGCUGUUUCAACUAGAUAUUCAUGCUGCUAAGUUAGUCCUAUUGGACCUAAAAAUUCUGACUUAAGUCAAGUAGCCUGCUGGAGGAGGGAUGCCAAUUUGACAUCAGUUUUUAUUAGUGCUGUAACAAACCUUUGGGCUUUGCCAAGGAAGGCUGAGCUUAACCAUCACCAAAAAUAGCUUAGGUGGAGAAUAGCUGGUUGCUUUUUGUCUGCUGCUGUAUUAAAUUGCUGGGUUGUUUUUGUGUUUUAUUUUUAAUCUCAUAUGCUACUUUGAGUCUUCCUGCGCUGAAAAUAGUAGUAAAGUACUACUGUUUUAUUUCUAUGUUAGGUAUUAUUCCUCCUGUUUGUGUUUUUAAGCUGUCAGCUUAUUUUAUUUAUAUUUUUAUACGUUGUUGAAUGGAUAUUUUGGUAUUUAUUUAUAAACAUUAUGAUUCUACCUGAUAGGGUUUUUUUAAAAAUUGUUUUUCUUAUCACUCAUUUGAUACAUCGGAGACUACUCAGGGCACAAUUUUGUUCAAAAGUGGCAUACAAGGUGAUGAUGAUGAUGAAAUGUGUGGUAAAAAUAAUAUAUAAAGUUAACCAAGUACCGUAUUUUUUGCACCAUAACACUCACUUUUUUCCUCCUAGAAAGUAAGGGGAAAUGUCUGUGUGUGUUAUGGAGGGAAUGCCUACGGGUGGCAUGCCUACGGAUUUUCCUCCUCUAAAAACUACGUGCGUGUUAUGGUCGGGUGCGUGUUAUAGAGCGAAAAAUACGGUAUUUGUCUCAGAAUGCUAAUGUGGACCUGGAGACAACUAGCAGGCUCAAGAGAAUAUUUAAACAUUCCUCUGUCUGCCAUUUUUUUCCUGUACAAAUGUUUCAAUCCAAUAUUCAUGUUACCAUGGUAAAUGCUGAUUGGUGUUCAUGUAGUUCUGUCCUGCUUUUAAAUGGUUUUAAUAACAUUUUAUUGAUUUUUAGCUGUUUUAAAUGCGUAUUUUGUGGCCUAGAGGCAGGGUGAAAAUGAAAAUAAAUAAAGCAGUUGUGCAGGUUUUUUUGCAUCCCAGCCACAGCACUUUAAUGAAGAAUUGUGGAAUAAUUCAUAGUCACUAGUUCUGUUAAAGUCUUAAAUUAUCAUGCCAGUUAGUCUUAUGCUGAUCCUUGCCUUGUAUAUAAAAACUUUGUAAUAAAGAUGAUUACACUCUUUUAAUAAAGAAUGUAUUUUAUCUUGAACAGUGGGAGCAUAUUUGUCAUGUUUUUGUUGGUGUAUUUAAACUGUAGGGUUUUUUGUUAUAAAAAGAAUAAUAUUUUCACCAGGUGUGAUACUACGGACAAGCUAAAAACUCUUUUGCCAAGGCUGGAACAAGAAUUAAAGGAUCCAAUGAAGUUUAAAGAUUUUUAUCAGUUUACCUUUAACUUUGCUAAGAACCCUGGACAAAAAGGUUUAGGUGAGUUAUGUUGUGCGGUUUUUUUAAGUUGAAGAUAAAAAUCAAUUAAUGUUCUUUCUGUAAUCAGUUCCCUUCCCCAAGUUUUCAUCUUCAGCUGGAAAGUUCAGAUGUACAGUUGUGGCUUCAAUUUAAGUAGCAUUAUCUUUAGAUUACAGUGGUACCUCUGGUUUCGUACUUAAUUCGUUCCAGAGGUCCGUUCUUAACCUGAAGCACCACUUUAGCUAAUGGGGCCUCCCGCUGCUGCCACACCGUCGGAGCACGAUUUCUGUUCUCAUCCUGAAGCAAAGUUCUUAACCCAAGGCAUUAUUUCUGGCUUAGCAGAGUCUGUAACUUGAAGCGUAUGUAACCCGAGGUACCACUGUACAGUUUCGUUGCAACUACACUCUGCAAACAAUUGCAGGGAAAGGUUGCCUGAGAAUCUUUUGGGGACACUUUCAGGUUCGGUGCGAUGCACAUCUGUGCUGUCACGCACAUAUCAGACACACCUAAAAUGGUCACUGCCAGCAAUAGUAGUAGUAGUAAACUGCUAUCUAAGAAACCUUUAAGUAAGGAAGUAAGCCUGCAAAAAUAAUGUUUGUUCUAAUUAACACAAAUGGAAGAUGUGUACAUUAAGACACUUUUGAACAAUAAGACUAAUGUGUUCAUGACCACAUUAGUUUAUUGAAAAAUGACAUUAUAUGCCAAGAAUCAUCUUAGAACUGCAGUUGUUCAUAUGCUCCAUUAGAGUAGCAUAUGAGGGUAAUUUUUCAGAGAUACAGGAAUGUUUUAAAGGACGUUCGUACACAGUCAUACCCCAAAUUGAUUGUAGCUAUUGCACAAUUCUCCAGAAAGUGUUAUUCUGUUGUCAUUGCUAAUACAGAUACAGUGGUCCCUCUGGUUGCUAAUGGGAUCUGUUCCAGAGUGUGAUUUGGCGCUUGUGCGCAUGCACGAAGCACGAUUUAGCACUACUGCGAAUGCUCGAGUGGUGAAACCUGAAAGUAACCCUGUCCGGUACUUCUGGGUCACCGCAAGAGCAACCUGAAAAAACGUAACAUGAGGUAUGACUGUACCUCAUCUACACUUAGGAGGCUAGACUUGCUAACGUUGGCAACCUUUUUUCAAAUUUUGCUAGGUGUGUGUUUCCAUAUGCAAAUUGUUUUGGGAGGGGGAACACAGAUUGGUGUGAGCAAGUUUAUUUACUAGGUGUGCUCCUGAAUGUGGAUUAUACUAUUAUUAAUUAAUUAAUUAAUUAAUUAAAUUUAUAUACCUCCCUAUACCUGCAGGUCUACAGGGGAAUGCAGAAUCUUCAACAACUAUUUUAUGUUUAAUGUUAUCAGAACAAUAGUGUAGCACAUUUGAAUAAGAAGUUAAAUGUGGGUUGCAAUAGUCUUUUCUAAAUAUGAUUUAUAUGCUUUACUAUGACAUAUAUUUUACUUUUCUGUAUUUCACCAUUAUCAUGAGUACACAUGAAUGAAGAUAGUCUGGUUCUAAGUUUUGUUUUAAAUUUAUCUGCCACACCAAAGGAAUGUUAGUUUUAUCUUUGCGGCUCAGACACAGUAGCUGUGAAGAUCGUAUACCGGAGGGCAAACAUGAUAAUGUGUACUAUCUUGAGAAGGAAAUAUUUGUGUUCAUGCUCUGGGAACCAAAAUUGUUGUUUUGUUGCUGAUAAUCCAGCCUUUUCUUGCAACCAAAACUGGGAAUGGUCAAAGCUAGAAUUAGUAAUAUAGACCUCAGAAGAAGCAAUAUGAGAAGCAAAUACAGCACAGAAUUAAAUUCAGUUCUCAUGUUGUCUUAGUGGGUGCUGGUAUGAAGGGGAAAACAGGUUUAAAUGGAGGGAGCCAAACUUACUUCAUUAAUGAGGUUUGGAAGUAGCCAAACUCCUGGCUAUCUAUGACCACACUGAUCAUUUGCAUCAAAAUGUCAUUGACCUCUGAUAAACCUAGUUGUAACAAAGCCCAAGAUAAGGUUACAAUCCUGUUUCUUAGUUCAAUGGGAAAUUUUUCUGAGUAAACAUACAUAAGAUUGGUUUAUAAGAAUUAUAAAUGAAGAAUUGUUGCCUUUGCAUCUUACGUAAACUGAAACAUCAUUGAUGUUCAAACAAGGUUAUUCUCCUGGCCAUGCACAUUAUUUUGGUAUAAUCACUCGGAGUCACAGGUUAAAUCACAUUUGGAAAUUAGUACUGGAUAAUUAUGUGUUUUGCUAAAAGUUAACAACUUGAAAUCUUUCAACCUUUUUCUCUUCAAUGAGUUGUAUUGCCUUGUUCAAAAUAGCCAGAGGUACCGUAUUUUGUUCUUUCAAAACUUAAAGUGGUAAACAAUGAAUACCAAAAAAUAGUAUUUUUAAAAGCAAGUCUUCCAUGUUUAGGACUAGCGCUACACACAUACAAACACCGAGGCUUUACUGUAGAAUCACCAAACGAUAUCUCCAAACCUAUAUUGGUAUUUAUUUAUUUUUAUCUUGGUUUUAAAAAUUACUCAUUCUAUAUUGGCUUAGAGCGCAACAUCUUUCAUAUGAUUAUAUAUUGUAUGUUAUGCUUAUGUAUUUCAGAUCUAGAAAUGGCAAUCGCAUAUUGGAAUUUAGUUUUAUCAGGGAGAUUUAAAUUUCUAGAUCUUUGGAAUAAAUUUUUAUUGGUAAGUACAAUACUGGAAGUCCAUAGAGGCAUCUGAAGUCUUUACCUUUUCAUAUUAAGCAUUUACAGUGCAACAAACUCAGAGCUCGGCCCUACUCUCCCCGAUGGGGAAGGGGGUUCAGGAUGGUGUGUUAGUGUCCUGGCAGAAAAGAAUGCUGCUGGCGGGGGUUCUGUCGAGGUGAAUAUGUCAGCUUUCUCCAAGCAGGUGAUAAGCUCCUUCUGGAGGUUGGCAGCAGAAAACCCUGAUAAGUGUGAGAGAGGCAUUAGUAGCUUUGGAUGCACUUGAUCCAAAGCCCCAUGGAUCCCCUAAGGGGCCUGAUCCUUGGGCAUGUCAGAUCUGGCAAAGCAAAAAAGGGAGGAUAAACAUGCCCUCCCUUCCACCAUCUCUGGCAUGAGCAGUAGGGCGUUUGGGUGCAGCCGUGGAUCUGCUGCUCCCAAGCCAGGUUUGGGAUUGAUCUGCUGACCUUAUGACUUUUUACUCAGAUGUUGUGCCCAGCUGAGAUUUUACAAAAUUUGUGACAAAAUCUAAAAAUAGUUUAUACCAGCUUAUUUUUCUUGUGUAGGAGCAUCAUAAAAGAUCAAUCCCCAAAGAUACUUGGAAUCUUCUUUUAGACUUUGGAAAUAUGAUUGCAGAUGAUAUGUCAAACUACGACGAAGAAGGUAACUGAUGUAGAUAUUCAAAAUUAAAUGGAGUGGUGCUGAAGUAAUACUGUCCAUAAACAUUCGCCCUGUGUGUCCACUAGGCGAAGUGUGUGUGUGUGUGUGUGUGUGUGUGUGUGUGUGUGUGUGCUGCAAAAUAAUGUUGACCCUAAAAUGUAGCUGAAGCGUUUUGUAAUUUGCACUUGGCUAUUCAACUUGGCUUCCCUCUGGAGGAUUUCAUAUGGAUAAAAUCUGAGUUGUGAACACGUGUGCAAAGAUAAAUGCAUUGCUUUUUAAACAUUCAAAGGUUUUGACUCAAAGCUGUUUAACUUUUUUUUUUAUUUUUAGGAGCAUGGCCAGUUCUAAUAGACGAUUUUGUGGAAUAUGCACGACCAGUAGUCACAGGAGGAAAACGUAAAGCUUCCUAACCAUAGACUCUUCUCAGUGGACUUAAUAAGUUUGCAGUCUGAACUGCAUCAGGUAAUGAAGACAUUUUGGCCAAUAACUGUGCGCACUGUCACUGGUUUCGAUAGUCGUGGUGGGAUGCCACUGACGAAACAGGAAUCACUACUUCUGCUUCAAGAAAAUGAUGGCUGACUCAUGGACACUGCAAGAAGAAAUUCAGAAGAUAGCCCAGGCUGUUUGUAGGAUAUUGGCUUCAAUUAUUGUACUGGUUGUAUCAUAUAGGAUGUAGAUUUUGCAUGAUUUUAUACUUUGGAGAAGUUUAACUAGAGGCCAUUUUAGUAAAAGUUUUGACAGCACAGCAUGCCAUUCAGUUCAUGAACACCAGCAGUUACAUAAUUACAACUGUAUUAUAUUGUACUUAAUAUUAAAAAGCAGUAUUUGUGGUAUAUAAAUUAAAUCCCUAAAUAAAGUAUGUGGUAUGUGGUAUUUUUAUAUGAAGUUAAAGCUGAUGAAAGAAUGCAGUGAAAUGUUUAUUGACACAUCUCUUCAGCAUGGUGCCAUGAUUCUAAAUUUAUGGAAAGGCCAAGCUGAACCAUUUUUUAAAACAGAUUUCCUCAUUCCACACUGACCUUAUGAGAAUUUGUUUGCACUUGAUCAAUAAUGAGGCAACCAAGUAUCUGUAUUGUGGCUAUUGUUAAUAUUUUGAAUGUAGAGGAAACAUUCAAGAAUCAUUUGAUAUUUCAUGAUUGCCUAUUGAAUUUUCCAAGUAUAUUAUGUAUACGAUCUGGCUCAAGACCAUUUUAAGUUCCUCUGAUAUUAGUGGAAGCAAGACAUACACAUGCUUAAUUCUCCCACUGAAAUCAAAGUCACUUAAAAAGUGCUUAAGUUCAUUUGAUUAUGUCGUUAUAUAUGCAGCAGUCUGAUACUGAGUGAUUUCCAAAUCGUGGCCAGGAACUCAAGGUGUAUUGAUUGUCAACUCAUAGAUUAAGGACUGAGAAAUGCAUUGCGCCUUGACCUAAAGUGGGUUCCACAAAUGGUACCAGCAUCAUUUUAUCUUUUUUAAACAGUAUAGAUGCAAAGGAAGACAGGACUGUUGUGCCUCCUAUGUAGAAGGAGUGAUUUCAGCAGACAUAUCUUUCUCAGCCUGCAUGAUUUCCCUUCUUAAAUUUCCUCUUCUGUAUGACAGUUGAAGUUGCAGGAGCCCAUCUCUUCAUUGUAACUUGUUAUCCUAGAAAGAAAUAGAGGAAGGUGAACAUUUGCAAUAAAUAAAGUAAAGAAAUUAAAUUGGGUCCCAUGUUGCAUCUGAUAAGGUUGAAAGCAUGUAAAGUGGUGGAUUUCACAAGCCUUCCUUUUGAGUUACAAAAGAGCCAAUAGAGGGUAAUGUCAAGCUAUGUAGUACAAGGUGACCAAUUUCACUUUUAGACUAGGUUAACAUCAUCAGCUGUGUUCUGCUAAGGUGAAACUUCAGUAAGAAAAAUAGAAACUACAAACAACAGUAGUGAAUUGAAUGUUGCCUAUCUUUCAUUUCACCACUAGAUGCCAGUAUGACAGCUUUUAGAUAUCUCUUAUUUUUCUAGCCAGGUGGUUAGGCUAGGAACUGUGAAAAAGCCAGGUACAGUAUUCUCAAAAGGUCAUUCAGCUACCUUAAUGCAUUUGCCCAGAAAUGUAUCUGGACAUUAAAUGUCUUCAGAUGGGGUCUACAGCAGGCCUUCCUAAUCUGUGGCUCUCUAGAUGUUCCUGGACUAGAAUUCUCAUCAUCCUUGAGUCUUGGCCAUGCUGCCUGAGGCUGAUAGCAGUUAAAAGUCCAUAUGGAGUGCCACAGAUUAGCUAUCUGUGAUCUACAGCAAAAAAAAGACCCUAACAGGUUGCACUAGGUUUGAAACUGUCCUUGCAAGAUCAGUGGGCUAGAAAUGCUUUGUCUUUAAAUGUUAAACCCUUGUUUUUUUCUAAUAACCAGUUACAUUCAUCUACCGCUUCUUAAUCUAAGUGUUAAACAGUUAAAAUGUGAUAUUGGAUACAGACAUGUAUUGCAAGUUAAACAUGAAAAUCUUAGCAGCAUGUUGAUAGUUUGUAUUAGAAUUUAACUUGCAGCUUAAUGUAUUUGAGCAUGCAGAUGGUUAUCACAACCCUUACGUUUUCCUGUUCUUAUAUUUUGAGGAUAUAUGUCCUUAAUACAGUUUAGUAUGAUGGGCAAUAUUCGCAAAAUUUAACAUAUCCCUGGUACAUUGAGAAUUCUAGAACUUCAUGGGGAUCCCAGAGUUGAUCGAGGGACAAGAUUUUAAUUAAUGGUGGCCAAAUUCCUAAAUAUACGCUGCAUAAUUUUCUGCAACAUCUAGUGUUCAGUUAACCUUAAAACUGCAAUGAAGAGAAUGAUGAUUGAUAGAACUGUCUCCAUUCAUCAGAGCCAACAAAAUACUUGUUAUUGUGCACCAAAAAUGAUAAUUAACAAGUCAUAAAAUGGGGGGUGGAUUUAUACGUUAAAGGCAGUAAGCACAAAACACAAUAUAACAAUCUUUAUUUUCAAAUCACAGCAAACUUUUGAAUCAGGUUAUAAUUUCCAGUACAUGUAACAGGAACAUAAGCUGGAAUGAAAAAGGCUUGCUCAAGAACAAACAAUGACUCCGAACUCAGGUGUUCAAAGCAAAUCCAUCUGAUUUAUCAGUAGUGUCAAUUGGACUCUAGUAUGUGCAUGACAGUUGUGCAAUUGAGUAACAGCAAUCUUGAUGGCAAAAGAGAUAUUACUACCUGAUGAAAUAAGUUCAUUUAAUUAGUAACACCAAAAUUUGGUUUGAGUGCUAAAUUCUCUGCAGAAAAUGUAUGAAUGAAGAUUACUGUAAUCUCUGAAAAUAUGUUUUGGGACAAUCUUACACAAAUGUAACCCAUGCUUUGUUAAAACUGCCAGGUUUUUUCUUCUAACCCUAUGCACUUCAGGGAAUUAAAACAGGAAGUGGUCAGUUGCCAUAACUAAUUCAUAUUUUUAAAUAUGGAUCUUCCAAAAUACCGAUGGAUCAUCAUCUUGUUUGGCUUGUAAAGCUGUUUUUGUACUACUAUAUUAGGAAAUAAUUUUAUAUCCUCAGAGGUGGAAUGAAGAGAAUAUUAAAAGAUGGCCUUUCCUUUUAGCAAUGAGUAGCACCUUUUUGUUAGCUUGUGAGUUGCCUUACAGAACUACCCCUUUCCUUCACAGGCCUGUGAAAUUUUGUGUCACAUUUUAUUUAAAUCAAAUUGUUCAAAGUUUACACUUCUGUAUUUUCCCACAGUGGAUAACAUGUAAAAGUAUUUUCCUACCUACAUGCUCAAGUGUGAAUCCUGCCAGAGAUUUUAUUUUUUUUUUAAUGAGAGAGAACCUUGAAUUAUGCUGGAAAUAGAAACCAAAGCUAAGCAUCCUUUGGGAAACGCCUAGUUGCCCCAGAAUAACCUAACUAUGUGUGUACCUAAUGUGAUUCUCAUGUAGGAGCACUAGGAAGGAAACACUGUUCAAUUACUUCUGUAUGGCUCAGUGUUGUUUCACUGCAAUAAAACAUUUAUGAGUGUGCUGCAGGGCAGCAAACAAACUUAAA
Messenger RNA from Podarcis lilfordi (Lilford's wall lizard), 19183 nucleotides. NCBI's taxonomy places the organism in Eukaryota, Metazoa, Chordata, Lepidosauria, Squamata, Lacertidae. The record is from the annotation of a GenBank genome assembly.